Trypanosoma cruzi is the source of this 2721-nucleotide messenger RNA. Its product is annotated as phosphoglycerate kinase, putative. Gene Ontology annotation, cellular component: cytosol. The transcript has a single exon. Gene Ontology annotation, biological process: glycolytic process; gluconeogenesis. NCBI's taxonomy places the organism in Eukaryota, Euglenozoa, Kinetoplastea, Trypanosomatida, Trypanosomatidae. Bases 1 to 2721 code for a protein of 906 amino acids. Gene Ontology annotation, molecular function: ATP binding; phosphoglycerate kinase activity; ADP binding. The record is from RefSeq and is a predicted model, not a curated record.
AUGUCCGUUGCAGUUUUGGGGUCGAAGCGUGCCGUGUACGACAUCUGGCCGCUCAAAAACAAGAAGUUUUUUGUCCUGGUGGAUCCGCAGAACAUUUUGGGGGAAACCACCGAUUCCAACGCCACACUCAACACCAUCGAAUACCUGUUAAAGAAGCAGGGAGCAGUGGUGGUGGGCGCGUCGUUCGGACCCUUAUGCGGUAUUCCACUAAAUUUGCCGCGGCAACAACGCGAGGAUGCGAUUGUGGCCUUCCGUCGAGAAGGAGGCAGGGGAUUUAGCAACUUUUUCUUCUCGAUCUCUUCCCGUAUGAAGAUGGAGGUGUUGAAGAGCGUGCCAGGGUUGGUGCUCCCAUCCACCUGUUCUGUUGACGGCAACACCGGCAAAACACUUGUGUUUUCUCAGCUGGAGAACGCAGCAAAGUUUGAUGCAUUGCAUCGAGUGUUCCCGAAGGCGGAAUUUCCGCCUGUCUCGACGUUCCCGUUCGUAGAGGAACUUGCCAAACUUCUACCAGGCGUUACGGUGAAAUUUGCCUCGGAUUGUUUGCGUCCCCCGUUGCAUCAGCUGAAACCGGGAGAGAUAUUGGUGCUUGAAAACUUGCAGUUUUACCGCAAUGAGACCUCCUCGGAUCAGGCAGAACGAAUGGCCAUGGCUGAAGUUCUUGCAGCAGAUAUUGAUGUGUUUGUAAAUGAAUCCUUCGCCACAGCUAGCAAGAACCACGCAAGCAACACGGCAAUUCCCAAAAUUCUAUACCACGGUGCUGCAGGACUUUCUGUGGAUCGCGAGUUGGCAUUUUUCUCCAAGUUCCUUACCCACCCCGCACGGCCGAUUGCGGUGGUGGUUGCCGGGACGAAUAUUCCUGAGAAACUACUCAUGAUACGCAGUUUAAUAGGCAGGGUGGACAAGAUCCUCAUCGCGGGACUAUUAAAAAUACCAUUUUUGUCCGCCAAAGGAUUAAGCUCUGGGAAGUCGUUGAAUUUACCCGAGGUGGUAAAACGGAAACUACUGAAUAGCCGCGGUGGGGACUUUGAGGAGGAAACGAUUACAUGUACACAAUUAGCCGAGGAAAUCUUGUCUUUAUGUGAAGCGAAAGGGGUGGAGUUGGUUUUGCCUGUCGAUCAUGUGGUAUCGAAGCGAUUGACAAAAAUCAAUGACGCAUCUGCUGCCGUUGUAGAGUCUAUGGCUAUUCCUUCUGAUGUGUAUGCCAUGGAUUGUGCUUCCAAUACAAUUGCUCUCUUUGCAAAAUACAUUCGUGAGUGUGAGUGUGUAUAUUGGGCCGGUACGUUUGGCUGGACCAGUUUGGGGUACCAUGAAGGCACACGUGCUUUUGCCACUAUUCUUGCACAGGAACGAAAAUUAUCCAUCAUUGGUGGACGUAGCACGGCCCGUGCUGUUCAACAGUUUGGUCUGGCCUCAUAUUUUUCCCAUAUUUCCGGAGGCGGGGUCUCGUGCUUAGAGCUACUUCAGGGAAACCUUCUUCCUGGAGUCGAGGCGCUCUCUGAUGUGGCUCCAGAACUGGACUCCAAAAGUACGUUCUCUGUAGAUGAAUUAUUGAGAAAUCUUCCUCUUUUUUCAAGGUGCACGUCACAUCAACUUAAAGCUGUGGCGCGGAAAUUUGCAAGACGCAUUCAUGCAUGCGGGGACUAUCUAACAUACCGAGGCGAUCGUCAUGUCAGUAUGUGGGUGGUAGCGGAUGGUGGGUUGGUGGCGCGCCUCGGCGAUAACACAAUAACCAUUCCCCCAAGAUACAUUGGACGUGGACAGACCGUGGCCAUGUAUGACUUUAUUACCCAAAGCUUUGCGACGGAAACAGUUCAGGCAGCCGUGAGUGGAACAAUAACAUACCAGUUAACAUCCUCUUCCCUAAAUGAUCUCCUUCAUGAGCAUCCUGACUUGGCAGCGCAAUUUCUGCAAAAUGUUUCGGAGCCGUUAUGUCUCAUGGCAAAUGAAGAGUACCAAGAGCAAACUUCUUUGUGCCCGGCCUUGCGUCGUGCGGCAGCUUGCUCCCGCGUGCCGAGUUCAUAUGGCGUGCCAAAGGAAUGGGGUUUGGUUGAGGACAUAGUACAGGAUGUCGUGUCAACUGUGGUUUUGCAGAAAUUGACAAUGCAGUACAUUGAUUACCCCGCUCUUCCUCCCAAUCAUCAGGUAAAACACAUUUGGGAUAAAAUAAAGUGUCAUGGCGCCCUUUUUCCCGCUGUAGGUGCAAGUGUUUUACGUGCUUUUGUGUACCACAAAGUUGUUCCGCUCGGGUUAAUGCACGCAUCCAUUGUCACGGCUGUCGCUGCUGCACCGCUGCGUUUGGUGGCAAUGGGUGUCACAUGGCGUGGUCUGACGUACAAGGCAAUAUUGGACGAAGCAAUGGUAUCAGUAGCUGUCAGUUGGGCUCCAACGGUGGCGUAUGCAGGCUUUCUCGUCACACAGCGCCGUUUGGAACUUCUCAAGAGAUCGAGGUGUUCACGUAUUGUGCAGCUUCUCAUCAUGGCCAUUAUUAGAGUUAUUUUGGGAUUUGUUGUUUUUUCCCUGUUGUUUCGCCGCUGCGAUGAGAUUGGGUCCACGUCUCUCUUUGGGAUAUUCAGGAAAGAUGCCUUUAAGGCGUACGAGUUGAAGCAGGUGAUCUCGGUGUUUUUGCGUUACGUGGUGCAUUUGCUGCUGGGCGUGGUGCGGAAGACAAGCGCGUACACGAAGUCAAUUCAACAUGGACGCCAACUGUUGGACCGCAAGUAG